GGCUUGCCACAUUCGGGCACUGCACUAACAUGGUCAACACGAGCGUUUCCUUAUUUCAGUACGAGCGCUUCUGCAGCGAGUGGAGCUCCAGAGGAAAUACCGUCCGUGAAACAGACACGACACUUCUUUUUGACGGAUCUGUGCCAGAUAUGGAUCAAAAGCUAAACUCAGUAUGAGAAAUAUACAGUAGCCCAUAGCUUUCCUUUGGACAUUCACAGACAGAGGACAACGAAGAGAGAGAGAGAGAGAGAGAGACAGCAGCAUGGCUGUCUUCAAGCUUGAUAAUGUUGAAGACCUUUAUGAAAUUGGAAAUGUUUUGGGAAGUGGUCACUUCGGGCAGGUGCGUGAAGCGCGGGAGCGGGCCACUGGCGCUCUGUGGGCAGGGAAGUUCCUGAAGCUGAAGCGAGGUGCAGGAAGCAGGCUGGGCCUGGAGAGAAAGAGUGUGGAGAAGGAGGUGGAGAUCCUACAGAGCCUUCAACAUCAAAACAUCAUGGCUCUCAAAGAUGUUUUCGAGAGCAGGGCAGAGGUGGUCCUCAUCAUUGAGCUCAUAAAGGGUGGAGAACUCUUUGAUUUCAUUGCUGAGAAAGAAAACCUCACCGAGACGGAGGCCAUUGAGUUUAUGAAGCAGAUUCUGGAAGGUGUCCACUACAUGCACCAAAAGAACAUUGGCCAUUUUGACCUGAAGCCGGAAAACAUCAUGUUGUCGGACAAGCACGCUCCCAAGCCAGACAUCAAGAUCAUUGAUUUCGGCAUGGCUCAUCGCUUCAUUCAAGGAGAAGAGUAUAAAAGUUUAGGUGGAACCCCUCAGUAUAUAGCUCCUGAGAUCAUCAACUACGAGCCUCUCGGUACAGCAGCAGAUAUGUGGAGUAUUGGUGUCAUCACCUACAUUUUUUUGAGUGGCCUGUCACCAUUCCAAGGGGAGACAGAUGAAGAGACGCUGAGGAACAUCGUGGCAAUGAAUUAUGAGUUUGAACCUCACCACUUCAGCCAAACCAGCAACAUGGCCAAAGACUUCAUCCAGAAACUACUAGUUAAAGACCAGAGUGAAAGAAUGACAGCAGAAGACUGUCUCUUUCAUCCCUGGAUUAAGCCUCUCAAUAGAACUCAAAUAGCUAAGAGGAACCGCUCCUCCAUCAACAUGAAAAACUUUAAGAAGUUCAAUGCGAGGAGGAAAUGGAAGAUGUCCUUUAACAUGGUUUCGGCUUGUAAUCGGUUUUGUCAACUGCAGUUACUGUGUAAGGCCCGCGGUCCGGAGCAGCAAGAACUGAGAGACUGUGAGAGCGAUCAGGAGGACACAGGCACAAAACCUGCGUCUCUCUUACGCAGACGUCUUAGUAGCAGUUCAUAAAUCUCACCGGUAGAGGGAGUCACAACCACAAGCAUCUCCCUGUACCGAGGCGGCAGCGCUCAUUCAAUCUGCAGUACUUUGUAGUGCCAAGAUGCCAAGAGGGGGAGACAGAGGCCGCAAUCCACAGGAUCUCUUCUCUCAUUCAAAGGCCUUGAACCUCAGUGUAUGCGAUUGCCCAACCACCAGCUACACAUCCAGUUACAAUGGAUGACAUCAUCUGAAAGAAGGAUGGGGCCAUGGGGUCAAUGUGGUUUUCUAUACUAAUAUGCAAGCAUGUUCAUAGAGUUCUACCUCUGACAGACUGAGUGUGAUUCUUUUACCUGAAGUGCUGUUGACAGGAGGGUCAGGUGUCUUGAAGGAGGUUCCUACGACAUUAAGUUUACCUUGAACUAUUUUUUUUUCUACUUCAGAUUUCAGUGGGAUUGCAAAGUUACUAUAGGGACCAUCUAUGUAGUUAAGCUAUAUAUACUACUGUUCAAAAGUUUUGGGAUUUUUUUUUUUUAAUGCUUUUUUUAUUCAUCAAGGAUCGAUUAAAUUUAUCGAAAGUGCAUCAAGGAUCUUGCAACAAUCUUGCCGAUCCCAAACUUUUGAACGGUAGUGUGUGUGUGUGUUUAUAUAUAUAUAUAUUAGGGGUGUAACGGUACACAAAGCUCACGGUUCGGUACGUACCUCGGUUUUGAAGUCACGGUUCGGUACGGAUUCGGUACAGCAGGUGGGGAGAAAACUAAACAUAAAAUUGCUUUUUUUAUUAUUAUACAAUAGUUUACUAAACAAAUUGUGUCUCUGUCUUUAAAUAUAUUAAAUUAAAUUAAAACUAAAUGUUUGUUAAGGAUAAAAAAAAAAUAUCUCUGCUAAUGCUAUAAACUAUGUUGGGAGCCCUUAAUUGAACAUUGGGAUACUAUAAUAUUAAAGGUUAACAACAGAGCCCAAACUAUUAGCCUAAAUUCAGUCGCUAUUUAUUUUUUAGAUAUAAUAAUCAACACUGUAAUAACAAAUUGUAUGCAAACCUGUAAGCUGCACAUAAGGCAGUUUUUGCAUUAGCUUCAAAAUCUAAUUAUAAAAUUUUACUCCAAUUCGUUGUUGAAAUACGAUCAUUUAUACACAGUAGAUGUGAUUUUCAUGACAGAUUUAUUUAACAUACAUUAAAUAAUCAAGACAUCACUAACAGGUUAAGUAAAAUAUAUAGGGUAAUACAGUGCAUAUAUUAAGCGAAAGAGUUUUUCUCUGGCGAACUAACAAGCUGUGGACACUGAAUGGCUUUUCUGAGGUAAAUGCUACAUGACAUAUUGUUUACAAGCUGUUGUGAUGUCUUUCCGCCGUUGAAAGACUGAGCGAUUACACGAGAUAUGACUGUUUCAGUAAGUUAUACUGUAUCUUUUAACAUACCUUCAGAUGUUCAUUCAUGUUUAUUCUGUAACUAGUAUUAAAGAGGAAGAGAUGAUCGCUUUCACUCUCACUCUGCGCUGCCGUUUGAACUGAGGCGCCUGUACAGAGAUCUGUCACGCCACAUUAAAGAGCGCCAAAACGGCAUUUUCUGUUUGAAUUUCGUGGACAGAAUUUGAAGGAUGACACUUUGUUUCUUAUCAAAAGUAACAAAACGCAGAGCUUAAUGCGAUUAUUGGUGGUUAAUGGUGGUUAGGCUACAACGCUGUAUUCGUCGUGUACUGCUUUCGUCUUAUUCACCUGUCUUUGUCCGUUGUCGUAAUUCACCGGGAAACGUAAUGCAUUCGGUACACACGUGCACCAUACCGAAAGCCCUGUACCGAAACGGUUCGGUACGAAUACGUGUACCGUUACACCCCUAAUAUAUAUAUAUAUAUAUACACACACACACACACACACACACACACACACACACAAUAAAGUCACAGCCCCAUUUAUACCUGGUAUUAACAUCCAUUCAGCAACUUGCAAUAGGAGUUCAAAAGAAAGGUCUCUGAUUUCAUGACUAUGUGCAUCACUUUCUAUGUCAGUGUGUUACUGCAUGUUGAUAAAGCACAACACGUUUAAAAAAAAGAGCACACAAAAUGAUGCAGAUUACUUGGACUUUAAGCUAACCAGAUUUUUUUUUUUUUUUUGAUAAAAAUUAUUACUUAUUUAAAAGGGGCGAAAUGAAUUUUGAAUUUUAAACCCUUGUUUAAACACAAUGAUGGUAGACGAUCCUUUUAACGUUUACACUACAAAUGCAACAUGGUCCCGUGUGUUUCUGACUACCUCUGAAUAUGGCUUGAGUGAGUGAACCGAUCAUGAAACCUUUUGCACAUCAUUUAGUACAGACCACAUGUGAUUGAAUCAACCAAGAUGGAUCUUAAAACCAGGUGUAAACGAGGUCAUAGUUUACUAAAGAAAAACAAACAAACCAAAUUAUAAGAAAAGACUUUUGGGCUGAGUGCCUUGAUCUAUUCUAGACCAAUACAUGUUCUCCUGUCCUGAAUUAGACUACCAGUGACCAAACCGUAUUCCCUAUAUUGAUACCUUGGUAUUGUUCAGAUUCAACCAGCUGCCUUUUUUCUCUACAUGGCUGAAAUAUUGCAUGAGUGCUGGCGUGUCUGACGCCUUUAAUACCUAGUAGGCAUCUUCAGUGCGGUCAUCUCUGAGCAAUGAUGGUAUUCAUUUAUGACAUGAACAGAUAUAUACAGCUGUUAUAAAUUGUGUUUGACAUGUAAAGCAGUUAACAAUUUUACAACUUAUUGACUUUACUCAGUGAGUGUGUGAUCAACAGAGAUUUCGUGUGAAGAGCCACUUUAAAUGUACUUGAAUUGUGUCAUGCGGUGUUGAGCUUUAUGAAACGCUGCUUGAAUUAUUCUAGACACUAAUUGUUGCCUUUACUGUCAUUCUCAAGAAACUAUAUUUAUAUAUAUAACUAACUAAAAACUAUAUAUAUAAGUUAAUUGUUGAUAGUGCUUAACUAAUAUUUUUAUUUUAUAUAUAUAUAUAUAUAUAUAUAUAUAUAUAUACACAUUAGUCUUUUUCAAAGGUCUUCCUUGUAGGUUUAAAAUCACUGUUCAGUUUGAGAAGUCUUCCAUUAUCCAGACAUUAGCUACAACACUUUACCCUCUUACACUCUUGCCUAUAGAACUUGUCAUGUGAAUAUUGCACAAAUUGAUAUUAUAUACUUGCAAGAAUGUUACCGUGUCUUCUGUUAUGUAACAUUUGCCUGAGUGUUGUAACAUCACAGUUUAAUGUAUCAAAUAUGUCAACAGACCACUGUUUGUAUCAGUAACCUUUAUUUUUUGUUAUGUUUAUUUAUGUUUUUAAAUGGAGCAUGUCAGAUUAGUGAGUGUGAUUUUUGUUUUCUCUAUAUCAAAUUUUCUUAUGCAGUAUUUGUGUGUUUCGUUUGCUUGUGAAUUUGCAAUUGUAUAAUGAUUUGGUGUGUGUUUUUUUUUUUUUUUAUAUAUAAUUUGAUAAUAUUGUUUUAGCUAUAUAAAAAAUGUCAUUGAGUAAUUUGGUGCAUGCGUUUUUUUCCUAUACAAUUUUAAUGUAUGUCCUGGUUUGUUUUGAUACUGCUUUGUGUAAAUUAAAAGCAGUUUGUCCUUUAA
Messenger RNA from Ctenopharyngodon idella (grass carp), 4887 nucleotides. Its product is annotated as death-associated protein kinase 2. Bases 263 to 1348 code for a protein of 361 amino acids. Gene Ontology annotation, cellular component: nucleus; cytoplasm. Lineage: Eukaryota; Metazoa; Chordata; Actinopteri; Cypriniformes; Xenocyprididae. The record is from RefSeq and is a predicted model, not a curated record. The transcript has 12 exons. Gene Ontology annotation, molecular function: ATP binding; protein serine/threonine kinase activity. Gene Ontology annotation, biological process: intracellular signal transduction; positive regulation of apoptotic process; protein phosphorylation.